AUGACCUGCACUGCUGAUAUUUGGCCACCAGAUGCAAAGAUUGAACCUCGCAUGGAGAUCAAAACAGAGCAGAAUGAUGCUUCAAAAACUGAGGUGUUCGCAUGCCCUGUUUGCUAUGAACCGCUGAUAAGGAAAGGGCCAUCAGGCGUGAACCCUGUAUUGAUUUAUAGGUCAGGAUUUAAAUGUUCAAAAUGCAGCAAGUCAUUCACCAGCAAAGAUAUCUUCUUGGAUCUCACUGUCACCUCAGGCAUGAAAGAAUACAGUGAACUGAAGCCUGCUAGAACUGAGCUGUUCAGGAGCCCGCUCUUGUCCUUUCUUUACGAGAGGGGGUGGCGUCAGAACUUCAAUCGGAGUGGCUUCCCUGGCCACGAUGAAGAGGUACAUUUCUUGGCUGCCUCAUUCUUCAAUUCCAUGGCCUUAAGCUGUUACUGCUCAAUAAUAUUCAUGUUUUGUGGCUUGUUUUCAAGGAAGUUUGCAAGCUCUGGGGCAUACUCAUCUGUGAUUGCUUUGGACUUUUCUGAGAAUAUCCUCCGCCGAUGA
Messenger RNA from Triticum aestivum (bread wheat), 540 nucleotides. RefSeq lists its product as uncharacterized. Gene Ontology annotation, molecular function: methyltransferase activity. The coding region runs from base 1 to 540 and encodes 179 amino acids. Gene Ontology annotation, cellular component: chloroplast. Lineage: Eukaryota; Viridiplantae; Streptophyta; Magnoliopsida; Poales; Poaceae. The record is from RefSeq and is a predicted model, not a curated record. The transcript has 4 exons.